AUGCGCUGGUUCGCCGCCGUCAGGGCUCCGGCUGAGCGUCCCCGCGGGCGCUCGCCCGGGAUUACCUGCUGCGUCCUGCUGCUGCUCAAUUGCUCGGGGGUCCCCAUGUCCCUGGCUUCCUCCUUCUUGACAGGUUCUGUUGCAAAAUGUGAAAAUGAAGGUGAAGUCCUCCAGAUCCCGUUUAUCACAGACAACCCCUGCAUAAUGUGUGUCUGCUUGAACAAGGAAGUGACCUGCAAGCGGGAGAAGUGCCCGGUGCUGUCCAGGGACUGCGCCCUCGCCGUCAAGCAGAGGGGAGCCUGCUGCGAGCGCUGCAAAGGUUGCACCUAUGAAGGAAACACCUAUAACAGCUCCUUCAAGUGGCAGAGUCCUGCGGAGCCCUGUGUCCUGCACCAGUGUCAGGAAGGCGUUGUCACCGAGUCUGAGGUGCGGUGUGUCGUGCAUUGUAGAAAUCCCUCCAAGCAUCCGGGAACAUGCUGCCCCACGUGUCCAGGCUGUGUGUUUGAGGGUGUGCAGUACCAAGAAGGGGAGAACUUUCGGCCCGAAGGAGACAAGUGCACCAAGUGUUCCUGCAUUGGAGGCAGGACACAGUGCGUGCGCGAGGUCUGUCCCAUUCUCUCCUGUCCUCAGCACCUUAGCCACGUUCCCCCGGGACAGUGCUGCCCCAAAUGUUUGGGUCAAAGGAAAGUGUUUGACCUCCCGUUUGGAAGCUGCCUCUUCCGCAGUGACGUUUAUGACAAUGGAUCCUCAUUUCUGUACGACGAUUGCACGGCGUGCACCUGCAGGGACUCCACUGUGGUGUGUAAGAAGAAGUGCUCCCGGGCCGGUGGCUGCGACAAGGGCGAGGAGGCCUGCUGUGAGGAGUGCCUCGUACACGUGCCCCCGGAAGACACCAAAGUGUGCAAGUUUGGCAACAAGAUCUUUCGGGAUGGAGAGAUGUGGUCCUCCGUGAACUGCACCAUCUGUGCUUGUUUGAAAGGCAAGACUGAGUGCCGCAAGAAGCAGUGCGCUCCCAUCAACAGCUGCCCGCAGGGUAAAAUUCUCAACCGAAAAGGAUGCUGUCCCAUUUGCACUGAAAAGCCCGGCGUUUGCACGGUAUUCGGAGAUCCCCACUACAACACUUUUGACGGACGGACAUUUAACUUUCAGGGGACGUGUCAGUACGUUUUGACGAAAGACUGCUCCUCCCCUGCCUCGCCCUUCCAGGUGCUGGUGAAGAACGACGCCCGCAGGACCCGCUCCUUCUCGUGGACCAAGUCGGUGGACCUGGUGCUGGGCGCGGGCACCCUGAGCCUCCAGCAGCACCUGACCGUGCGCUGGAACGGCUCGCGCAUUGCGCUGCCCUGGCGGGCGCCGCACUUCCACAUCGACCUGGACGGCUACCUCCUGAAAGUGACCACCAAAGCAGGUUUGGAAAUAUCCUGGGAUGGAGACAGUUUUGUAGAAGUCAUGGCUGCCCCUCAUCUCAAGGGCAAACUUUGUGGUCUCUGUGGCAACUACAAUGGACAUAAGCGUGAUGACUUAAUUGGUGGAGAUGGAAACUUCAAGUUUGAUGUGGAUGACUUUGCUGAGUCCUGGAGGGUGGAGUCCAAUGAGUUCUGCAAUAGACCCCGCAGAAAGCCAGUGCCUGAACUGUGUCAAGGGACUGUGAAGGUAAAGCUUCGAGCCCAUCGAGAAUGCCAGAAACUCAAGUCCUGGGAGUUUCAGACCUGCCACUCAACAGUGGACUAUGCUACUUUCUACCGGUCCUGUGUGACAGACAUGUGUGAGUGUCCAGUCCAUAAGAACUGUUACUGCGAGUCAUUCCUGGCGUACACCCGGGCCUGCCAACGCGAGGGCGUCAGCGUCCACUGGGAGCCCCAGCAGAGCUGUGCAGCCACCCAGUGUAAGCACGGGGCUGUGUAUGACACCUGCGGCCCAGGAUGUGUCAAGACCUGUGACAACUGGAAUGAGAUUGGUCCGUGCAAUAAGCCAUGCGUUGCGGGCUGCCACUGUCCCGCCAACCUGGUCCUUCACCGGGGAAGGUGCAUCAAGCCAGUCCUUUGUCCUCAGCGGUGA
Messenger RNA from Pipistrellus nathusii (Nathusius's pipistrelle), 2058 nucleotides. The record is from the annotation of a GenBank genome assembly. NCBI's taxonomy places the organism in Eukaryota, Metazoa, Chordata, Mammalia, Chiroptera, Vespertilionidae.